Solanum lycopersicum (tomato) is the source of this 1668-nucleotide messenger RNA. RefSeq names its product class I knotted-like homeodomain protein (gene T6). Gene Ontology annotation, biological process: regulation of transcription by RNA polymerase II. The record is from RefSeq and is a predicted model, not a curated record. Gene Ontology annotation, cellular component: nucleus. Gene Ontology annotation, molecular function: DNA-binding transcription factor activity, RNA polymerase II-specific; RNA polymerase II cis-regulatory region sequence-specific DNA binding. Lineage: Eukaryota; Viridiplantae; Streptophyta; Magnoliopsida; Solanales; Solanaceae.
CUAACCCUUUAACAUGUUCAUGUUUUUCAUAGUCUUUGCUUCUUGCUACAACACUAUAGAGAGAAAAAAAAAAGAAAAGAAAAGUGAACAAUACACUGUUUUUUACUAAUUAUUUUUUAGAAAAAGAAAAAAGGAAUAUUGUGUGUUUGCUUUUUUUUCUGACUAGUAGUAUUGCUAACUAUGUAUUCCAUUAAGGAUUUGCUGUGAAAAAGCCUGAUAUCAGUAAGCAUAAAACUCGGGAGAUCACUUACACACACACACCCUCGUAAAAAAGAGAAGAGAGAUUUACUGUUAAACAGAGGUUUUUUUCCAUUUCUUUUUUUUUUCUCAGUGUGUGUGAGAGAGAGAGAUGGUUUUCAUAGGCAAAAACAAAUAGAAAGGAACAAAAUUUAGAGUGAAGAAGAAAGUGUGUGAGAGAAUAAUGGAGGGUGGUUCUAGUGGAAAUACUAGUACAUCUUGUUUAAUGAUGAUGGGAUAUGGAGAUCAUGAGAACAACAACAACAACAAUGGAAAUGGUAAUGGAAAUGGAAAUGGAAAUGUAACAAUUUGUGCUCCUCCAAUGAUGAUGAUGAUGCCUCCUCCUCCUCCUUCUUUAACUAACAAUAACAAUGCAGAAACAAGCAGCAACAACAUCCUUUUUCUUCCUUUCAUGGACAACAACAACAAUAAUCCUCAAGAAGACAACAACUCUUCUUCUUCUUCCAUCAAGUCAAAGAUUAUGGCUCAUCCUCACUACCAUCGUCUCUUGACUGCUUAUCUCAAUUGUCAAAAGAUAGGAGCUCCGCCAGAAGUGGUGGCAAGGCUAGAGGAAAUAUGUGCCACGUCAGCAACAAUGGGCCGUAGCAGUAGUAGUAGUGGUGGUGGAAUCAUUGGAGAAGAUCCUGCACUAGAUCAGUUCAUGGAGGCUUAUUGUGAGAUGCUGACAAAAUAUGAACAAGAACUCUCAAAACCCUUCAAGGAAGCCAUGGUUUUUCUUUCAAGAAUUGAGUGUCAGUUCAAAGCUUUAACUCUUGCACCUAAUUCUUCUCAUGAAUCUGGUGUAGCUUUGGGCGAGGCAAUGGAUAGAAAUGGAUCAUCUGAUGAAGAGGUUGACGUGAAUAACAGUUUCAUCGACCCCCAGGCUGAGGAUAGAGAGCUCAAAGGUCAAUUGUUGCGUAAGUACAGCGGUUACUUGGGAAGCCUUAAGCAGGAGUUCAUGAAGAAGAGGAAGAAAGGCAAGCUGCCUAAGGAAGCAAGGCAACAAUUGGUGGAUUGGUGGCUUAGACAUAUUAAAUGGCCAUAUCCAUCGGAAUCUCAGAAGCUUGCACUAGCUGAAUCAACGGGAUUGGACCAGAAGCAAAUAAACAACUGGUUUAUCAAUCAAAGAAAGAGGCAUUGGAAACCAUCAGAAGAUAUGCAGUUUGUUGUGAUGGAUGCUGCUCAUCCACAUUACUAUAUGGAUAAUGUUCUUGCUAACCAUUUCCCAAUGGAUAUGACACCCUCUCUCCUCUGAAUUAAGAUUUGUCAUUAUUAGUAUCAAGGAUGUUUAAUUAAUUUGCAUAUUACUUGUGUGCAUGUAGUAGUACAAGGUAUUGUGACACAAUCAACUUUUUAUUAGACCAAAUAUAUAAAGUGCUUGUAAUAGAUCUUUCUAUUAUCAUCUUUAAUUAUAGAAUUAAAUAGUUUGUA